Molecule: messenger RNA, 564 nt
Organism: Ctenocephalides felis (cat flea)
Lineage: Eukaryota; Metazoa; Arthropoda; Insecta; Siphonaptera; Pulicidae
Product: ribosomal RNA processing protein 1 homolog
Exons: 5
Coding region: 1-564 (187 amino acids)
Biological process (GO): rRNA processing
Cellular component (GO): preribosome, small subunit precursor; nucleus; preribosome, large subunit precursor
Source: RefSeq, a predicted model, not a curated record
AUGGCAGUUGCUAAUUUAGAGGUUAAAAAAAAUCAACCUACAACAAGAAUUAAAUUUGCUAAAGUUCUUGCGGGCAAUGAUAAAAAACUACGUGACAGAGUAUUAAAAAAUUUAAGAAAAUGGUUAGGUUAUCGAUCACAGAGUUCAUUUCGUUUCAAAGAAGAAGAUUUUAUGAGGAUCUGGAAAGGUUUAUUUUAUUGCAUGUGGAUGUCAGAUAAACCUCUUAUACAAGAAGAACUCGCAGAUAAUAUUAGUACACUAAUUCACAGUUUCACAAAUAUUAAUGAUGCUAUUUUGUUUUUCGAUUGCUAUUUAAAAACCAUGGUUCGUGAAUGGUUUGGAAUUGACAUGCAUCGCUUGAAUAAAUUUAUGAUGUUUGUGAGAAGAAUGCUUCGACAAUUUUUAGUUGCUGUAGAUCACCAUAAAUGGAAAGCAGAGAUACUAGAAGAGUUUGAAUCUGUUUUGACAAAAACAUUAUUUCAACAAAAUAAUGCUAUGGGUUUAGUGUUACAUUUUAUUGAAAUUUUCAUGGAAGAGCUUGCAAAGGUAUUAAUUUUAGUAUAA